GUCGCGCGGCAACGCGCGGAGCCGGCGGAAAUGGGGCUGAUGUCCCGCGGCGGGCCUGGGGGCCGCGAGCAUCGACGUCCUCCCGGGCCCGCCGGACGCGGUUCCCAACCCAGUCCCUUCCCUACCGCUCGGGGACGCGGCCCAGGGAAGCAGCCGGGUCCCCGGCAUGGUGCUCAAGGCCUUCUUCCCCACAUGCUGUGCCUCAGCAGACAGUGGACUACUGGUGGGACGGUGGGUCCCGGAGCAGAGGAGUGCUGUGAUCCUGGCUGUGGUGCACUUUCCCUUCAUCCCCAUCCAAGUCAAGGAGCUCCUGGCCCAGGUGCAGAAGACCAGCCAAGUACAAGUGGCUGUGCUAGGCACCUGGUGCCACCGUCAGCAGGAACCCGAGGAGAGCCUGGGGCACUUCCUAGAGGGCCUGGGUGCCAUCUUCUCCCAUGAUCCCUGGUUGCAGCUGUGCCGGGAAAGGGGUACCAGGUUCUGGAGCUGCAAGGCCACUUACCGUCAGGUGUCUGACACUCCGGCCACUGAAGACCAGGUCAUGCUCAUCUUCUACGAUCAGCGCAAGUUGCUGCUCUCCUGGCUGCAUCCACCAGCAGUACUGCCUGGCUGCCAGGGUGGAGAGACCACACCCAGCACAGGAGGCCUAGCUGACAUCUUUGACACUGUGGCACGAAGUGAGGUGCUCUUCCGAAAUGACCAGUUUGUUGAGGUCCCGGUACGCCUAAGCCACUGGCAGUCAGAGGGCGUGGAGGCCAGCAUCCUCGUGGAGUUGGCAAAGCGGGCCUCGGGGCCUGUCUGCUGGCUGCUGACCUCUCUGCUGUCUCUGCUCUCAGCUGCUAGUGCUUGCCGGCUGUGGAAGCUCUGGCCCCUUUCUUUCAUCAGAAGCAAGCUCUCCACCUGUGAACAGCUCCAGCACCGCCUCAAACACCUCUCACUUAUCUUUAGCACCGAGAAAGCCCAGAGUCCCAUGCAGCUGAUGAGGAAAGCCAACAUGCUGGUGUCUGUGCUACUGGAUGUGGUCCUUGGCCUGCUGCUGCUCUCCUGGCUCCACAGCAACAACCGGAUUGGACAGCUGGCCAACGCCCUGGUCCCCGUGGCUGAUCACGUGGCUGAGGAGCUCCAACAUCUGCUGCAGUGGUUGAUGGGUGCUCCUGCUGGGCUCAAGAUGAAUCGGGCACUGGAUCAGGUGCUAGGCCGCUUCUUCCUGUACCACAUCCAUCUGUGGAUCAGCUAUAUCCACCUUAUGUCCCCCUUUAUUGAGCACAUCCUGUGGCAUGUGGGCCUCUCAGCCUGCCUAGGACUGACUGUUGCCUUGUCCAUCCUUUCGGACAUCAUUGCCCUCCUUACCUUCCACAUCUACUGCUUCUAUGUCUACGGUGCCAGGCUGUACUGCCUGAAGAUCUAUGGCCUCUCCUCUCUGUGGCGUCUGUUCCGGGGGAAGAAGUGGAAUGUUCUGCGCCAGCGGGUGGAUUCCUGUUCCUAUGACCUUGACCAGCUGUUCAUUGGGACCUUGCUCUUCACCAUCCUGGUCUUCUUGCUGCCUACCACUGCUCUGUACUACCUGGUAUUCACCCUGCUCCGGCUCCUGGUGAUCACUGUGCAAGGCCUAAUCCGUCUGCUUGUGGACCUCAUCAACUCCCUGCCCCUCUACUCCCUUGGCCUUCGACUCUGCCGACCGUACAGGCUGGCCGCUGGUGUGAAGUUCAGAGUUCUGGAACAGGAAGCAGGCAGGCCCCUCCGCCUCCUGAUGCAGAUAAACCCCCUGCCCUAUGGCCAUGUGGUGCGCACCUACCGCCUGCCUAGCUGUGGCUGCCAUCCCAAGCACUCCUGGGGUUCCCUGUGCCGAAAGCUGUUCUUCGGAGAGCUCAUCUACCCCUGGAGGCAGAGAGAGGACAAACAGGACUGAGCAGCUGGACACAGCCUACCCAUAGCUACUACACAGCCAUCGCGCUCCCUCUCUGCCCGAGAGCAGUGACCAUGGGUUUAUCUCAGGUCCCAUGGGCCAACCAGACACUCUGUGCUGAAUGUAGGCAGGUCUUACCUUUGAGAUACUGCUCUGGCUUUCAGGCCCUGUGAGCUUCAGUCCUGUACUCCAUCUCCCUAGCACAGUGGUUCUCAACUUUCCUAAAGCUGCGACCCUUUAAUACUUACUGUUCCUCACGUUGUGAUGACCUCCAGCCAUAAAACUAUUUCGUUGCUACUUCAUAACUGUAAUUUUGCUACUGUUAUGAACUGUAAUGUAAAUAUUUUUUUCCUAUGGUCUUAGGCGACUCCUGUUGCCUAAGGGUCGUUCACCUCCUAAAGGCAUCGCAGCCCACAGGUUGAGACCCACUGCUCUGGCACCACCUGUGCGGACCCACCUGCUUUAUUGUGGUCGGUGCACUGAGCCUGAUUCCUAGGAGUGCUCAGACUCUGGGAUAUGCUGGCAGGUGUCCUUGGCUGCUUUAGUGGGUGGGAGCAUUCCUGGGUACCUGGUGCACUCAAGGAACCUCAGCAGAACGUUUCCAUCUGGGGAGCGGAGGCAGCUGCUGAUUCCCUGCCCCAGCAAACUAAUCUCUCACUCUGUGCUUCACGGGUCUGCCUGUUGCUGCUCCCUGGAGAUUGCUUUGUGAAGUUGCUGCUAAUAGGCCACUGGGUGCCCUUUGCCUGAAGUCACACCGUACGGGGUGAUUGGAUACCUGCCUACCUGACUGCCUUGCUCUUGCGUAGUGCCUCAUGUGGGAUAGGCCCUUUGGCACAAUAUUCUUUCUUCUCUCAUUGACCCAUUAUAGGACCAGACAGCUCUCGUCUGGACAGGCACUUCUGUGGCUCAGUCUGUGAAUGACCUGGGGGAAGUGGAAUGGCCAGGGUUCCCUGCCACUUAGUAGGAGCCCAUGUGAGCUAGUCCCAAGCGGACAGGAAGCCUCAUUGCCUGAGGGUCUAGAAGCAUCUGCUGUGGGCAGGAGGGGCAGCCAGCCCUGCCUGUCUCUCAAGAGCACUCAGGACUAUCCACAUUGGUCAUCUGUGCCUGCUUCCCUUUGCUAUAGGCCACAGGAGGGUGUUGGUGAAGAUGAAUCCUGACCCUGUGGUGACAAUAAAACCUCAUGAAUUUGGA
This is a messenger RNA of Peromyscus maniculatus bairdii (prairie deer mouse), 3094 nucleotides long. Lineage: Eukaryota; Metazoa; Chordata; Mammalia; Rodentia; Cricetidae. The record is from RefSeq and is a predicted model, not a curated record.